CUACAAGAUGGCCCUGCUGUGGUGCGACUGCGGUGCGGCUGCGGGCCGAAAACACCAGAAACCUCAGUGCUUCCGCAGUGGUCCUUAAAGCCCGAGGACAAAGAUUUAAAAGACGCCAAUGUCACCCAUGUUAAGACUUUGGGUAUUCAUCUAACAAGGGAAGCGAUGUCUAAGAAAUCUUCUUGGGUAAAAAAGCGUCAGUCCGAGAGCGCUCGAGCAAAAGCCCAACAGAGACUUAGACAGAGGAAAUGUUUAUUUAAGAAAGCGGUAGAGUUUAGUUUGGAAUGCGAAUCUGAUGUCAUUGUGGCUAUUCGAGUCCAGCAAUCUGGUCAGCUAUAUAUUUUUGAGUCAUCCUCGGAUGCACGAAGGCUAAGUACAUUGUCAAACUUGGCAGCAUGCUACCCCUCUCCCAUCCAGGAGGUACUGGAGGAUAUCAUCCCCCAGCUUGGAAAGUGUUCAUCCUUAGACCCCGCAGGCGAACCCGCGUCUACUGGGGAUGGAGGAUGCAAGACAUAG
This is a messenger RNA of Penicillium samsonianum, 516 nucleotides long. RefSeq lists its product as uncharacterized. Gene Ontology annotation, molecular function: DNA binding; protein dimerization activity. The transcript is spliced from 2 exons. NCBI's taxonomy places the organism in Eukaryota, Fungi, Ascomycota, Eurotiomycetes, Eurotiales, Aspergillaceae. The record is from RefSeq and is a predicted model, not a curated record. The annotation marks the transcript as partial.